Messenger RNA from Halteromyces radiatus, 334 nucleotides. RefSeq lists its product as uncharacterized. Bases 31 to 309 code for a protein of 92 amino acids. The record is from RefSeq and is a predicted model, not a curated record. The transcript has a single exon. NCBI's taxonomy places the organism in Eukaryota, Fungi, Mucoromycota, Mucoromycetes, Mucorales, Cunninghamellaceae.
CUUUACCUUUUUCUCUUAUUAUUUUAAAAAAUGGCCAAAACAAAAAAAAAAUAUACCCCAGUAGCAAGACGUCGUGACAAACCGGAUGCAGCAUAUUGGCUUAUUUUAAAUUAUCCAAAAAUGACAGACAAACAAAUUGCAAAAUUAAUAGGUACAACUACAGAUACUGUAAGUUCUAUUAGAAACAAAGAUCAUUGGAAUAUGCCUAACAUUAUUCCUAAAGAUCCAAUACUAUAUAAUUUAUGUAAACUAUCAGAACUUGAUGAGGUAUUGAUGAAAUGUGAGAUGUCUGAAAUCAAAAAACAAUAAAAUGUCAAUAUUCAUUAUUUAUGAA